Cordyceps fumosorosea ARSEF 2679 is the source of this 516-nucleotide messenger RNA. RefSeq names its product OsmC family protein. The coding region runs from base 1 to 516 and encodes 171 amino acids. The record is from RefSeq and is a predicted model, not a curated record. Lineage: Eukaryota; Fungi; Ascomycota; Sordariomycetes; Hypocreales; Cordycipitaceae. Gene Ontology annotation, biological process: response to oxidative stress. The transcript has a single exon.
AUGAACACUCUCCGGCAAUAUUACCGGCCACUAGCCCGCCACGCCACCCGCGCCCUCCCCGCCCAGCGGCGCCUCCUCGCCUCCGACGCACCUACCCUAUACACCGCGACCGCCACCACGCAGGGCCCGCGCGGCGGGAACAUCAACGGCAGCGAGGGCUUCCAGGCCGCGUACGUGAUGCCGAAAGCUCUCGGGGGUCCCGGUGGCGAGCGCAAGACGAACCCGGAGGAGCUGCUGGCCGCGGGGUACAGCAACUGCUUCCAGGUGGCGAUGAACCUGGCGGCGAUCAGCUUGAAGAGGCGUCUGCCGGGGGGUUGUCAGGUGAAGGCGGCGGUGGAGCUGCUCGGGAGCAUCAAGGAGAUGGAUAUGGGGUUCAGGGUCGGGCUGGAGGUGCGCGCAAAGGGCAUGGGGAAGGGGGAGCUGGAGGAGGUGGUGGAAAAGGCGAGGGAGAUUUGCCCGUAUUACAGGGCAAUGCACGGGCAGGUCGAGACGAACAUAAAGGUAUUAAGCGAUUAA